Castor canadensis (American beaver) is the source of this 2362-nucleotide messenger RNA. It is a transcript of the gene Wdr4, whose product is annotated as WDR4 tRNA N7-guanosine methyltransferase non-catalytic subunit. Lineage: Eukaryota; Metazoa; Chordata; Mammalia; Rodentia; Castoridae. Gene Ontology annotation, biological process: tRNA modification; RNA (guanine-N7)-methylation. Gene Ontology annotation, cellular component: tRNA methyltransferase complex; nucleus; cytosol. Gene Ontology annotation, molecular function: protein binding. The record is from RefSeq and is a predicted model, not a curated record.
CACAUGGCGAGCUCCGCUGGGCUGGCGUUGUGCGGACAGGCGCUGGUAGUGCGGGGCGGCAGCCGCUUCUUGGUCAGCUCCACUGCCAGCAGUGAUGAUGACAGUCUCUUCACAUAUGAUUGCAGCACUGCAGAGAAGAAGUCGCAAGAAAGUAAAGGGGAGAACGGACAGCCUGUGGACAAGGGGAGUGACAUGAUUCUGGCGUCCACCUUCUCCAAGUCUGGCAGCUAUUUUGCUUUAACUGAUGACAGUAAGCGUCUGAUUCUUUUCCGUACAAAACCAUGGCAAUGUCUGAGUGUCAGGACUGUGGUGAGGAGGUGCACAGCGCUGACCUUCACUGCUUCAGAGGAGCGGGUCCUGGUGGCUGACAAAUCCGGAGAUGUCUACUCCUUCUCGGUGCUGGAGCCCGAGGGAUGCGGCAGGCUCGAGCUUGGGCACCUGUCCAUGUUGCUAGAUGUGGCCGUGAGUCCUGAUGACCACUUCGUGCUCACUGCGGACAGGGAUGAGAAGAUUCGGGUCAGCUGGGCUGCAGCACCACACAGCAUCGAGGCCUUCUGCCUGGGGCACACGGAGUUUGUGAGCCGCAUCUUUGUGGUGCCUGGUCACCCCGAGCUCCUUCUGUCCUCCUCUGGGGACAGCACCCUGCGGCUAUGGGAGUACAGGAGCGGUCGGCAACUGCACUGCUGCGACCUGGCCAGCCUGUUGGAACCAGUGGACCCUCAGGGCCACAAGGGCCUUGCUGCGUCCAGGAUCACUUUCUGGGGCCAGGAGAGCUGCUUGGCGCUUCUGUGUGAUUGUGUUCCUGUGGUCUUCGUCUUCCACCUUCAUGCCAGCAGACAGGAGCUAGUGUUCAGACAGCAGCUGACCUUCUCGCACCGGGUAUGGGACAUUGCAUUUGAGGACACCCAGGGGCUGUGGGUUCUGCAGGACUGCCGUGACACCCCCUUGGUGCUGUGGAAGCCUGUGGGCAGCCAGUGGCAGCCUGUUCCUGAAAGUGUUGUGUCCCAGAGGCUCUCCAGUCAUCUCCGUGGGAACUGGGCCAUGUUGGAAGGCUCUGUGGGGGCAGAGGAUGGCUUCCGUAGCCUCUACAAGGCCACCUUCGACAACAUGGCCUCUUACUUGAAGAAGAAGGAGGAGAGGCUGCAGCAGCGGCUGGAGAGGCAGCAGCGGCAGAGGAGCCCCCCAUCAGACCUGCCUGGCCAGGCCAAAAGAGCGCGGGAGGCCCUGAGCUGCUGACUUCGGCUCAUGACGGCCCCACCGUGAGACACGGCUGCUUUUGCUCAUCUUCCUUGUCACUGCUGCCCAAGAAGAAAGAGGGCAUAAGCUAGGUCCCCACCAGCUCAGCAUGCCGUCUCUGCUUUCCAGGCUCUAGGAUGAUUUGCAUCGCUGAGUGCAGGCUCUUGCCUGGUGUCCUUGUCCUCUCUGGCUGAAGGGAGACCAUGCGGUGCAUUAGCCUCGCUCGUGAGUGUGCAUGGAAAGGGGAGCCAUCUUUGAGCAACUUCAGCUUCUGGGAAGAGAUGCCCUGGCCCAUACAUUAGAACUCAGCUGCCCCUGGGCCGUCUGCAAAUGUUUUCAUGUCCUUACUGUGCGCCGUCCAGGUGGUGCGCUGAAACACGGGUGUGGCUGCGUGUUCCAUUUCUCUGCAGCCUGGUCAUGGUUCACAUGCUUAGUAGCCUGUGUGGCGAGUGUCUGCCCAGUGUAGAAGUGACGUGCAUUUUCAGAAACCUGGGAUGGAGGGAGGGGACCUUGCUUCGGGGCAAGGUGAGAGGAUGUGGUCCUGGCUGGACCCUCAUUUUACAGGAAGAUGAUUGGUGACAUUGCAAGUCUUUGUCCUGAUGGGAACUCUACACAUGCUGCAGGGCAGCAACGGUGUCAGCUGGAUUUGCAGCUUUCCGGAACAUUUGCAGCAACCGUGGAGCUGGUCUCUGUCCUUAGUGCGUGUGCUGCUCGGGAGGGAGGUGCAGCUGCUGUCUGGAGGCAUGUUUCUUGGUGGUUAGACUGGCUGUGCCAGGCAAGUUGCUGGGCCAAGCUUUUGCCUGCUGUCUGUGAUUCUGUCCUAAGCACAAAAGCACAAGUGUAGCUGCCUGUGUUGGCGAUGACUUGGCCACAGAGAAGCAAAGUUCCGCUGCCAUCAGCACCACACAGCCUCAGUGUUCAUAGUCCUUACUAUUCUAACAUUGGUCUGCAAGCAGCGCUGUUUGUGGCGUGACCAGCCGCUCACCUUUGUGGGACAGCAGUGGCUCAGUGGCUCCAGCGCCCCUUACGGGACCCUGUACGCCCCUGUUGCUUGACCUUAUUCACAGUGCGAGAGCCUGCCUCAGAAAACCAGAACCAAAACAACUUGGACAAAAAAAAAAAAAAA